AUGGAGAACACAAAAAAAUUCGGCAAAGUGUGGGGCUACCAGGAAGGGCCGACGAAUGUGUUGGUGAUCUCUGAGUUGAAAGUUGUCAAAGAGCUGCUCCACUCCAGAUUCGACGAGUUUCAGCAAAGAAAGCUUCCUCCAAUCUUUCAAACGGAGGCCGAUGAUCGGGACUCUCAUAUGGUUGAUGCGUGGGGAGCACGGUGGAAAAGGUUGAGAGCUCUUGUAUCUCCACAAUUCUCAAAUAAAAGCUUGAAAAAGAUUUACCCCACUGUCGACGAUUCUGCUAAACAUCUCCUUAAACAUAUCGGAAAAAACGCGAACGGAGCUCCGAUUGAUAUCUAUCCUUACUUUCAAGAAUAUUCGAUUGAUGUGAUUUGUCGGGUCGCUAUUGGAAUCAAAGAUUCGACUCAAUGGAAGAGUGAAUAUGCUAAAAAGAUGAUACAUGUAACUACCCGCGAUCCCCGAGAUCCGUUCUUCUUUUUGGCCGCUAUGAGUCCAUUUUUGAGAAAAUAUAUUCGAUAUCUUUUCACGGUGAUGGCAAAAAGGUUCAAAUUUGCUGGUGGCAAGCUUCUAAAUCGUAUCGGGAAAGCAGUAGCUGAGAGAAAAGCGGAAAGGGCAAAAGGAGGUGUCGCUUCGUUAGAAGAGAAAGAUUCCAUUGAUUUCAUCGAUCUUUUUCUCGAUGCUGAGGCCGAUGUUGAUUUGAAAGCCGAGGAGGGGCUCAGUGGAAAGAAUGCACAGAUUGUUCGUCACAUGUUAGAAGAAGAGGUGGUGAUGCAGUGCUUUCUCUUCCUUUUGGCCGGUUUCGACACCACCUCCAAUACACUCUCUUAUACCGCUUGGUAUCUGGCUAAACAUCCACAAUGCCAGCGUCGACUCCAAGAAGAAAUCGAUCAAGUUUGCGGGGAACAGGCGGAAAUCGGUUACGACGAUUUAUCAGAGCUGAAAUACAUGGAUUGUGUCGUGAAGGAGACCCUCCGUCUCAAUCCACAUGCCACUGUUGUUGUUGGCAGGGUUGCUGGGCAAGAUCUAGAAAUCGCGGGCAUUCGAUUGAAGAAAGGGGAUAAAGUUCAGGUAGAUUCCUAUUCGAUUCAACGAGACAAAGAGAUCUGGGGCGCUGAUGCAGAAGAAUUCAAACCGGAUAGGUGGCUCGAUCUAACGCCUAAUCAAAAAGAUGCCUAUCUUGCUUUCGGCGCCGGCCCACGACAAUGUGUUGGCAUGAGAUUGGCGUAUAUCGAGCAAAAAAUCGCCUUAGCGAGAAUCCUUCGCGAGUAUGAACUGAUUUGUGGACCGAAAACCGAGAAGAAACUUGAUCAUUCUGGAUGGUUCACCGUAUCACCGGCUUCUGUCACUGUAAAUGUUAGAAAACGGGAUCAG
Molecule: messenger RNA, 1374 nt
Organism: Mesorhabditis belari
Lineage: Eukaryota; Metazoa; Nematoda; Chromadorea; Rhabditida; Rhabditidae
Source: the annotation of a GenBank genome assembly